AUGCUUCGACACACUUUGCAUCGCGGAAUUUCCGCUGGAAAUGCUAAUGCGUUGACCACUUCAACUCGUGGCUUCACCUCGCCCUCGACUCGAGAAUUUGACUACGUCAUUGUCGGCGCUGGUUCAGCCGGUUGCGUGCUCGCCAACCGAUUGAGCGCCAAUCCGAACAGCAAGGUGCUUGUGGUGGAGGCCGGGCCCAGUGAUCGCAACCGCUGGGACUCGUUUCUCAUCGAGAUGCCGGCGGCCGUCCCUAUCAACCUGGCUGACGAUCGGUACAACUGGAACUUCUCCACUGAACCGCAAGAGUUCCUCAACAACCGACGCAUCGGAUAUCACAGUGGACGUGUCCUAGGUGGCUCAUCGUCUCUUAACGCCAUGAUGUACAGUCGUGGGCAUGCCAAGGACUACGAUGAGUGGCAAGCCAAAGGUGCCGAAGGAUGGAGUUACGCCGACUGCUUGCCAUAUUUCAAGCGGUCUGAGAAUCACCAACUCGGUGAGGACGACUACCGAGGCGGAAACGGGCUUCUUCACACGGUGAGGAACACGCAGAUGGAUCAACCUUUGUUCCAAGCCUUCCUUGACGCUGGCGCACAGGCUGGAUAUCCAUUCACGGAUAAUCUGAAUGGGUACCAACAAGAAGGUUUUGGCUGGCACGACUUAACUAUCCACAAAGGCAAACGAUGGAGCACCUCUGCAGCGUUCCUUCAUCCUAUUAUGGACCGUGACAACUUGACUGUCAUUACAGAUACGUAUGUCAACAAGGUGAUAUUCGAUGGCAAGAAAGCAGUUGGUAUCGAAGUUGAAGACAGCACAACAAAGGCGGUGUCGAAGAUCUCGUCGGUUAAGGAAGUGAUUCUAUCGGGUGGUGCGAUCAACACGCCACAGGUUCUCAUGCUCUCUGGUGUCGGAGAUGCAGACCACUUGAAGGAAGUUGGCGUGCCCUUAGUGCACCACAUGCCAGCGGUCGGACAGAACAUGGAAGAUCAUGUCGGAGUCAACUUGCAAUUUGCUUGCAAGCAACCUAUCACGCUGUACAAUGCAUCCAAGCGAUACCCACGCAAUGUUUUCAAAAUUGGGUACGAGUGGUUGAUGUCCAAAACUGGUCCAGGCGCGUCCCCACACUGCGAAGUGGGCGGCUUUAUUCGAACUGCUCCGGGUAAGCAGCAGCCAGAUGUGCAGAUUAUCUUCAGCCCUUGCGCAGUGGACCAUCGCUGCCAGUUGCGCGAGGACAUUGGCCACGCAAUGAGCGGGCAUAUUUCGCUAAUGCGAGGCUCGGACAGUGGUACUAUCAAGUUGCGCAGUGCUAAUCCUCGUGACCACCCCAGCAUCGAUCCAAAGUACAUGGCUGAUGAAGAAAGCCGAGUUACACUUCGAGAAAGCGUGAAAUUGACUCGAGAGAUCUUUGCUCAACACGCGUUUCAAGAGUUCUACGGAGAGGGGAUUUCUCCUAAAGACAGUGUUCAGUCGGAUGACGAGAUCGACGCGUGGCUUCGUAAGUACGCUGGAGCAGAGUUUCACGUGUCGUGUACAGCUCGCAUGGGCGUGGACGACAACUCAGUGGUUGACCCGCAGACCCGUGUACACGGACUGGAUGGUCUUCGUGUUGUGGACGCGUCCAUCAUGCCGAACAUCGUGAGUGGCAACACGAACGCGGCUGUAAUAAUGAUUGCUGAGAAGGCCGCCGAUAUGAUCCUGGACAAGCCUGCGUUGCCGAAGGCCAACGUUCCGGUGUACGAGCCCAGCAGCUGGCAAACGCGUCAACGAUAA
Molecule: messenger RNA, 1767 nt
Organism: Phytophthora infestans T30-4
Lineage: Eukaryota; Oomycota; Peronosporomycetes; Peronosporales; Peronosporaceae
Product: choline dehydrogenase, putative
Exons: 2
Coding region: 1-1767 (588 amino acids)
Molecular function (GO): flavin adenine dinucleotide binding; oxidoreductase activity, acting on CH-OH group of donors
Source: RefSeq, a predicted model, not a curated record